Molecule: messenger RNA, 1567 nt
Organism: Adelges cooleyi (spruce gall adelgid)
Lineage: Eukaryota; Metazoa; Arthropoda; Insecta; Hemiptera; Adelgidae
Product: AKT-interacting protein-like
Exons: 6
Coding region: 223-1017 (264 amino acids)
Source: RefSeq, a predicted model, not a curated record
AAUUUAAGAUUUUUUUUUACUAAAUAUGUACCUACUAGUAGGUUGUUUCCUAUAUUAUUUACAUUUGUUUAUUUUAAAUUAAAUCAUGGUUAGAUUAAAAUAUUUUGUUUGUGAAUCUCAAUUCCGUCUGAAUUAUAUAAUUCGUACAUGUCAAUUAUUAUGGAAGUUAAGUAUGUGUUAAAUUGUUAAACGUGAAAUUCCAAUCACAAAUUAUUGUAACAUAUGAUGUCUGGAAAUAGCGAGGAAAUAUUUCAUCGUACAGGUUCUUUUCGCCGCGUUAUAGCUCCGGGAAACGACACAACUAGCGUUAGUGGUAUUGCUGUGAAAUCGGCUAGUAAAAAUAACUCUUACUUAAAUCCAAACUAUGUACCAUUUUUCCUAGAAUAUACCCUCAUGUCUGAAUUUAAUAUAUUAAGCAAAAAAACAAUACCUGGAGUUUACGUUAUGCCUGCAGCUAAAACUCCAUUUAUUUGGUUUGGAGUGAUUUUUCCAAGAUGUGGGCUGUACAAAAAUGGAGUUUUUCGUUUUCGCAUACACAUAGAUAGUACUUGGCCAGAUUGUGAUUGUCCUAAAGUGAUCAUCGAAACACCAGUUUUCCAUCCACUCGUAGAUCCUACGUCUGGAGAAAUGAAUGUCAGACAACAUUUUCCAGAAUGGAAAAAAGGAGUUAGUCGUAUUUGGCACGUGGUCGACCACGUACAAAAAUCUUUUUAUGAUAUACCCCGUACCAAAAAUCCAGUUAAUUUAGAAGCUGCAGAUUUAUUAAAAUCAGAUAAUGAAAAUUUCAUGAAAAAGUGUCAAGAAUGUGUCGAGCGAAGUAGAACAGAUGUUUAUAAACAACCAGAUCAUCCAGAAAGUAACGAUCCACACUAUAUUUUGUUCGAACCGUACAUAGAAGAAAUGCAUGGACCAUCUAAACGAUCAUGGUUUCUACAAAAAGAAAAUGAAAACAAGAACCCACCAUUGUCUUGGGUUCAACCUGGAUCACUUGAACCGUUUUCGAGGCCGAAUGCAUGAAGUAACAAUUUUCUACACCCUGCGAUUAAUACAAAAAUGACUUGUUAGAAUCUUAAUGUAAUAUGUAAUCUCAUGUUAUUGUAUUUUAUAAAUAGAUUAUACUUUAUUAAGUAUAUAAAAGGUGUCUCCUAACAUAAAACUGAUAUUUGUGGUAUUAACUAAUGACUCCCAACUCCCAAGACCGAAACAAAUCAAAAUUCAAAUAUUUCUCCAUGGUUAGUAUGUUGUUUUGAUGAUUUUCAUGUUUGAUAAAUGUGCGAUAUGCCUUGUUUAAAUAAGUCUAUUGAAAUUAGUUGUUUUAUGUUGAGAGACACCUUGUAAAUUUUAAUAUACUUAAAAUCAGGGUUGGAUUAGAUUUUAAAAUUGACUCGACUAGCAACAAACGUAGCAGUCUACAAGCUACCACACAAAUGAUUUUAGUACAAAAUAGUUAUCCCUCCCAAAAACAAUUUUUCAAAAAUGUGCAAUAAUUAUUUAGUGCCUUAAUCGUUAAACUAAACCUUAGUGAAUCUCGAUUUGUUCUCUUUGUAUAAAUGUUUAAAAAAUGAAA